GGCGGGCGUCUUGUGUUUCGAACGGUGGCAGAGAAGACGGUCCAAUGGUCAACCGGUGACGUCGAACGUUCUAUCGAAUAGCAGACGAGCGCGUUCGAGACGCCCAAUCAGCGCAGGGCGGUGUUAUGGUUUAAAAAUGCCGCGUUCGAAGGCACCGUUUAUUCUGUUUUUCUAUCCGUGAAGUGCAGAGCUUGAUGCUAUGGCAAGAACCAAGCAGACCGCCCGUAAGUCCACCGGUGGCAAGGCGCCGAGGAAGCAGCUCGCCACUAAGGCUGCCCGCAAGAGCGCGCCGGCUACCGGCGGCGUGAAGAAGCCUCACCGUUACAGGCCCGGCACCGUGGCUCUGAGGGAGAUCCGCCGUUAUCAGAAGUCUACUGAGCUGCUCAUCCGCAAACUGCCCUUCCAGCGCCUGGUGAGAGAAAUCGCUCAGGACUUCAAGACCGACUUGCGUUUCCAGAGCUCGGCCGUCAUGGCCUUGCAGGAGGCGAGCGAGGCAUACCUGGUCGGUCUGUUCGAGGACACCAACCUGUGCGCUAUCCAUGCCAAGAGAGUGACCAUUAUGCCCAAGGAUAUUCAGCUGGCCCGCCGUAUUCGCGGAGAGCGCGCUUAAACGACAACUCGGUCUAAUAUACACAAAGGCUCUUUUAAGAGCCACUUCAUCGUCUCAGGAAACAGCAAAUUUUCUUUAUUGGGUGUUUGAAUAUUUAGAAUGUGGUGCAGAGGUAAGGGGAUAUA
Molecule: messenger RNA, 735 nt
Organism: Ictalurus furcatus (blue catfish)
Lineage: Eukaryota; Metazoa; Chordata; Actinopteri; Siluriformes; Ictaluridae
Product: histone H3
Exons: 1
Coding region: 200-610 (136 amino acids)
Cellular component (GO): nucleosome
Molecular function (GO): structural constituent of chromatin; protein heterodimerization activity; DNA binding
Source: RefSeq, a predicted model, not a curated record